CAGAGAUAUAAAAGGAAUCGUUUAUACUUUUUUGGAGUUUCAGGUUCGCUUACUGAGAAACAUGGCAAAGGUGGACGAUUGCAGAAAAAACGCAACACCCACAAGAUGAACCCUGAAGAAGUAAGAGCAGCAGGCGUGGAAGCAUCCAAGAGGCCACCAGGCCACCACCCAGGUGAAGUGCUGCACCAGAGACGCCAGCUUCCCGCCACCAUGACUACCAUCACCAUUGGCGGCCUCGUCGUCACUGCCGCCGUAGGGUACUCCGUGUUGUACUACAGAAAAAAGCGUGAAGCCACUGCCCUUGAUGUUGCCAAGGUAGCCACAGGGGUUGCUGACCCUGAGGACACCCAUCCCAGGAAGUAGUAUGUGUAAUAACUAGUUCUAAGUGCAAUUUUCUUUCUAAUAGUGUUCUUCUUGUUGUUCAUGCAUGCAAGAAGAAAAUUAGUUAAAACUCCUUCCUUGUAACGUCAAGAACUCCGCUGUUAUGAUACAGAAAGAUUUUUCUUUCUUUAUUUUUUCUUGAUAAAUAUCAUACAGAAACUUGAACUACAUCAAAUCUCACAAAAUAUUCAAUUUACGUUCUCCAAUAGCACAAAACUCCAUUGAACUAAGUCAGGAAGGUUGUAGAACAAAGGAAGAUGAACAAAGCCCAGGAGCCUGAGGUGAGGUACGACCUCCACCACCAUUGGUGAUCCUUUCUGCAUAAGUGGAAGUAGCAGAGAUACACAAUGGUUUAUUUCAGCACAGAUGAUGAAGAGGAUAAUGAAGACCAGAAGAGGAAGCCAUAGACGUAGAAUAAUUGAUUCAGGGGAGAACAAAAAAACGGUUCAUUCAAAACGGCUCCAAAAGGAAGUAUUCCUCCAAUCGGAACUAAGAAAACCGGGUUCAUAUACCAAGCUCUCUCAGGGAUCUGUCUUGGGAUGCUAUGUGUCUUCACAGGAUCCUCAGUUACUGAUUUGUGGCUCCGUAGGGGUACCUGGCUUCCUUGCCGCCGUGGCACGGGGGCAGUCGGGUAGCUUACUUGCAAUAAUUCCAUAGCUGCUAC
Messenger RNA from Theobroma umbraticum, 1045 nucleotides. RefSeq lists its product as uncharacterized. The record is from RefSeq and is a predicted model, not a curated record. NCBI's taxonomy places the organism in Eukaryota, Viridiplantae, Streptophyta, Magnoliopsida, Malvales, Malvaceae.